This is a messenger RNA of Aspergillus terreus NIH2624, 1827 nucleotides long. RefSeq lists its product as uncharacterized. The record is from RefSeq and is a predicted model, not a curated record. Lineage: Eukaryota; Fungi; Ascomycota; Eurotiomycetes; Eurotiales; Aspergillaceae. The transcript is spliced from 3 exons. Bases 1 to 1827 code for a protein of 608 amino acids.
AUGGCUGCCACCGAUCACGACGAGGACACGAUCUAUGCUUCCGCAGGCUUGUGUUCCAACCUUCUUGAUCACAUCCUGGAGAGAGCCAAGAAUGAGAGGGAAAGCCUCCUGCUUAUUGAAGAGUUGAGGGGGCGCUUCAGCCUCUGGGCAAGGUAUGUUGGGGUUUUUGCAGCACAACGAGCAUCUCUGGAUGCUCGGCUGGAUCCACAUCCAGACAUAAAAGACAUGGUCAUCGAGUUGCUUGACAUGGUGCGCAGAAAUCUACAGUGGGAAUCUGAAAGCACUCCAGAGGCCAGCACGAAUGACGCUUCGACGACUGGUAGUCAAAGCGACGAGACCGACAUACCGGACAUAGCGCAGCCAGGUCUGAGCGCGGCAGCCGCAGCCAUCGAUAGACUUAUUGUCUUAGGAGCUUCGAUACGUCGGUCAGGGCGACAAAGUCAUCGAUCGCAGGGUUUUACAGUCUCUGCUGGACGAGAAGAGUCAUUGUGCGGUUUGCUCGUCCGCAAGAGGUUUCCGCACGCGCAGAAAAGCCUCUGCGACCAGAUCGGUGCCUCCAUACACGUUCGUGGGAUAUCAUUUCGAUAUUUAAAGAAACACAACGACAAGCUUGCGUAUCAACGAGACGCCUUCGGGGAGCCUGCAGCGACGAUAAUAGGCGGAGAAGCUGGCGAGCUGCAAGACCAAGGAACGAACGUAUUUCAUGAUCAGAAGCAUAGAAGCCAGCAGGCGCCUACCACAGUUGAAACUCUGCCUUCGCGUGUCUCGGCGUCUAAAGUUUCCCGGAGUAAGAAGCCAACUGCGUCUAUUAUUAGCAGAGGUUCGACAGUCCAAGAGGCUCAAGAGACAUCUUUCUACUAUCCUCCUAAGCCACAGCCACGGCUAGGAGAGAAGUUCAUCUCAUGCCCAAUCUGUUCUGAACCACUGGAAAAAGAAGAGUUGACAAAAGAGUCUUGGUGGGCUCAUGUUGAUCACGACCUCGAACCAUACAUUUGCCUCUCAGAAGAAUGCAAAGAGCCGCUUCGCUUCUUUGUACGCCAGCGAGAAUGGGCGGAACAUAUGCAGACACGACAUACCAUGACUUGGACCCAACAGGUUCACACCGAGAAGUGGUACUGUGACAUAGGCCAUAGCGACGCAUUAGAGUUUGACGAAAAGGAGCCAUUUCUCACUCAUUUAAAAGCCGAACAUGGUGAGACGCUCUCGAAAUCCCAGCUCCAGGGUCGAGCAAGACGCAACCGGAGAGUGGCCAUUAGGGAUCCAUUUAUAUGUCCUCUCUGCGACUGUGUACCGGAGGCCCUCGUGCCUUAUGUGAGCGAAAGACCAUAUAAGCAGCUUUCAGAGCAUAUCGCACAGCAUCUCAAGUCACUAGCUUUUCUCUCGUUGUCAUAUGUACAGGACAGUCUUGAUGACGUGCAAGGCGAGACGGAAAGUUCGCGUGACGACAGAACCAGCACGGAUGCGCGAAACUCCAGAGAUCCUCAGCAGCAUUAUGAUUUGGAAUCUUUGGGAGAUAUUCCUGAGACGAUGAACACCUCAGAUGGCAAGCGAAGAGUGGAUGGGCUGGAGUUCGAUAACGGCGGACUGCCCGAGCUUGGGGAGCCAGAGAAUUGGUCCUUCUUACCGGCCAAAAACCUUGAGACUGACUGGGCUCUUCUCAAGGAAGGGUUGACAAAAAAGGGCGAAAGUUCCCAGCGUGACAUUCGUGUUACCGCUGAUGCCCUCCCAAAGUAUCCCAUGAGGAUAUCACUUGACACGAGUGCUGCCCCCCGUUUUAUAAGCAAAGAACAGUGGAAGAAAAUAGCAAAGAGCACUAGAAGAAGAUAG